CAACAAACAAGUUAAGUUACCUGACUGACUGACUCCAUGUGUACUAGGCAUCAGUGUUGGGAGUACCGCAUUACAAAAGUUAUAAGAGGAAAAUGCAGUCCAGCUUUAACAAAUUCCCAAGUGAUAAACAGAGGCGUCAGUCAUGGGCAAUAGCACUCAGGAGAGAGGGGUUUAAGCCAAAGGACUGCACCGUACUGUGCAGCUGUCAUUUUCGGCCUGAAGAUUUUGACAAGACUGGACAGACAGUCCAUUUACGGCAAGGAGCGAUCCCAUCCAUUUUCAAGUUUCCUGAUCAUCUUUCAAAGCAGCCUAGUUCAUCAGGGUUAAGUAGAACGUCAAACAAGGCAACUGAAGAAUCUCCACAGCCAUGGUCUAACAUGCCUGUCGUGGGAUUUGUAGGACAAGACCUCUUUCAUGAGUCAAUCUCUGAUCAUCAGUAUGCCCUUGAGCCAGUGAAAGCAAAAGAGAAGUUGGCCGUGUAUCAAGAGAACAUGGAGAAGUUAUGACGGGACUUGAGAAAUGUGAAGGACCGGGAAAGGAGACAAAAGAAGACAGUGAGCUCCUUGUUGGAGGAUUUAAAAAAA
Molecule: messenger RNA, 584 nt
Organism: Labeo rohita (rohu)
Lineage: Eukaryota; Metazoa; Chordata; Actinopteri; Cypriniformes; Cyprinidae
Product: THAP domain-containing protein 2-like
Exons: 5
Coding region: 93-506 (137 amino acids)
Source: RefSeq, a predicted model, not a curated record